GCUUUUAUAUUAAUUUUUAGAUCUCAAUUAUAAUCAUUUCUGCAUUAAACAGUUGAAUAAGCUAGUUGCAAUUAUUCAAAUCACUGUGUCCAUGGAUUGAGGAAUUUACAUUUUUCAUACCUGCGUUGCUGCGUAGAUGUUAUUUCAAAUUGAAUAAAAUCAUCAAAGGAUUAAAAGGCAGGAAUCAUGGCACCGAAGGAAACCAAACAAACUACAUCCAACAGCAUGAUUGGAUUUGGACUUACCUUAAAUUUAUGUUGCUCAAUAUGCAUUGUUUUUCUAAAUAAAUGGGUUUACACCAUGGUGCAUUUCCCAAAUAUGACAUUAACAUGCAUACAUUUUGCAGCAACAUUUCUUGGCCUGGUUGUAUGUCAUUCAUUUAAUGUAUUCAAUCCGAAGCACCUCCCUCUUCUUCAAUUAUUACCUUUAUCUUUAACAUUCUGUGGAUUUGUUGUCUUCACUAAUCUUUCACUUCAAGCAAACACAGUGGGAACUUACCAGCUUUUCAAAGUCUUAACAACUCCAGUAAUUAUUGCAAUACAGUCAUAUGCCUAUCGCAAAAAAUUCAGCUUCAGAAUUAAAUUAACUUUGAUACCUAUCAUGUUCGGUGUAUUUUUGAAUUCAUACUAUGAUAUCAAGUUCAAUAUUAAAGGCACUGUUUUUGCCAUUCUCGGUGUUUUUGUGACCUCUGCCUAUCAAAUUUUGGUUGGUGCAAAGCAAAAAGAACUUCAAGCAAAUUCAAUGCAAUUGUUAUAUUAUCAAGCACCAAUUUCUUCAAUCAUGUUACUCGUUAUAAUUCCAUUUUUUGAACCUGUUUUUUCACCAGGCGGUAUAUUUGGUGAAAAGUGGACAUUAGGUGCUAUGGGACUUAUUGCUGCCACUGCUGGUUUUGCAUUUCUUGUAAAUCUUACUAUUUAUUGGAUAAUUGGAAAUACAUCACCUGUCACAUACAAUAUGUUUGGUCACUUCAAGUUUUGUAUCACACUUCUUGGUGGAUAUUUUAUAUUUCUUGAUCCUGUACAAUUCAAUCAAUUCAUUGGUAUUCUCAUCACAUUGGCAGGUAUUUUCCUGUAUACUCAUUUCAAACUGGAAGACAAUGCGGCUUUAGAAAAGCGAAAACCCUUGACCCAACCAUGUUGAAUCAAUCUGUAUUUUGUUCGUAUUUAUGCUAUGUCUAUUUUAGGAAAUGUUGAAUCAAUGAAUUUUCAUAUCUUUUGCAGGAAGUGGUUACAAACCCUUUUGAUACAUUCCUACCUUUGCCUUUUUCCAUAUUUGUUCCAUAGCAAUAACAAAAUAUUCACAUUUCCACAUAUGAAUCCCUUGUAUCCACAACAUUGUGUCUUCUCUCAGUUUGUAGGAAAGCUUUUACUACAAGUUGUUUCUAUUUGGGUGGGAAGUAUUAUUAAAAUCUGUAACACA
Messenger RNA from Styela clava, 1419 nucleotides. Its product is annotated as solute carrier family 35 member E3-like. Lineage: Eukaryota; Metazoa; Chordata; Ascidiacea; Stolidobranchia; Styelidae. The record is from RefSeq and is a predicted model, not a curated record.